AUCGACGGUACUGUAAAAUUAAGCACGAUCCGCGAAGCAACCUGUGCGAUAGAAUCGUUCACUUGUUCCACUAGAACAGAAUGCAACAUGGCUUCUCGCCUGCUCGAUCAUUGAAGUCGCCGUCUGUCAUGUCCGUGUAAAAUCCGGGUUUUCGCGUGUUUUUGUGCUGGAAAACGUGGAAAUCGAGUGACUCUCCGUCCGGGAAAACUCAUCGACCCUAGUGACGCGCCGAAAAACGCACCUGACAUCAGUUUUCGGGCACUUGUUUGGCCACAUUAGAGCCAGCUCGGACCGGGGAGGCGUCAGAGGUGCGUCAAUGCGCCGAUGCGCCACAUGAUCCAUCCAGCAUCGAGCGGCGGAAGAUCAAAGGUACCGCGCGGCCAUGAUUCAACAGAGCGGCUACAAGGCCAUGUACCGGCCGAACUUUUACGAGAGUACGUGCCUGCGCUGCAACGAGACCGUCUACCAGGUGGACAGGGUGGGACCGCUCAAGGACUUCACCUUCUUCCACAGCGGCUGCUUCAAGUGCGCGGUUUGCGGUACGAAGCUGACGCUCAAGACCUACUACAACAACCAGCACAGGCAGGAGGACAAGGAGGUGUACUGUAACAGUCACGUGCCAAAGAUUGGCCCAGGACAUUUAGAUGGGUCUUCGGUUGGUAUCAGGUCGGCCUUGAACGUGCCCAAGUCGACCAGUUUCGUCAAUGAGCAAAUCAGAGGACCAGGAAGGGGUGAUGUAGAAGUCGUCCACGUCCGUACCACAGUCAAUGGCGUCAAUUCUCACUCCCCCAUAUCCACGAACUACGCAUCUGACAAAUAUACGUCGCAGUACAGCCCCAACAACUACCCACCGAACAACAUCCACAACGACUCCCCAGGUUACCAAUAUGGACGUUUCGACGCCAGCGCCCUCCACAUCGCACACGCCCUCAAACAGACGGAACUGCAGAAAUCCUACAGGCAGUCUAGGGAGAAGCCCAUCGACUGUUAUUUGGACCGAGAUGAACAGAGAAGAUUAGAAAUGAAACACAGAAAAGAAGAAGAUGAUUUGUACAGGAAAUUCCAGAGGCAACGCGAAGAAGAGGAAAGAAGAAUAAAAGACGAAAUAAGGGACGAAUGGGAGAAAGAACUGGAACGGUUAACGCAUCGUUUCGAGAGGGAGAUGCAGAUGAAGAGGAAGAGAGACGACCAGAAUAUACUCACAUUGAGGCAUCAACAGGAAAAGGACGAUCUGGAGAAGAAUAUGACUUUGAGGAGGGACAAAAAGAAGGAAUCUUUGACCAGAAAAAUGUUGGAACAUGAACGGGCCGCAACGGCAGCGCUAGUCGAGAAGCAGAGCCACGAGAUGCUGGAGCUGAUCAACGAGAAGAGGAGCGAGUUCAUGCAGGCCGAGUCCUUGUACAUGGAGGGAGACGGCAUGCCUCUGGAGGAGGUGGAGCCCUACCCCAGUCUGGCUCCUGCGCCAGCACCUCCCGCCCUCAGCAAGUUCCAGGUCUACAACGACCCGGUGGAGUUCAGCAACGUGGAUCAGAUCGCCAUCUCCGUGGCUCAGGAGGACCAGAAGUCCUUCACCGACCUGGUGAGGCAGCUGGUGGGGAGGUGCGGGUCGGACAUAGAGAAAGCCAGGACAAUAUUCCGAUGGAUCACGGUCAAAAACCUCAACACAAUGUCUUUCGACGACAACCUCAGGGGUGACACCCCCAUGGGUCUGCUCAGAGGCAUCAAGAAUGGUACAGAGAGCUAUCACGUCCUCUUCAAGAGACUCUGCAGUUACGCUGGUCUGCACUGCGUUGUGAUCAAGGGAUACUCCAAAUCGGCCGGAUAUCAACCGGGCGUACGUUUCGAGGACAACAGGUUCAGGAAUUCCUGGAACGCGGUCUACGUGGCGGGCGCCUGGAGGUUUGUCCAGUGCAACUGGGGCGCCAGACAUCUGGUCAACGCGAAGGAAGCCCCCAAGGCUGGAAACAAGACCAAAUCGGACAGUCUGAGGUACGAGUACGACGACCACUACUUCUUGACGGACCCGAAGGAGUUCAUCUACGAGUUCUUCCCCCUCCAAUCGGACUGGCAACUCCUCAAGAACCCCAUCUCGCUUCAGGAGUUCGAGGAACUCCCGUUCGUCCGAUCGUUGUUCUUCAGAUACGGACUGUACUUCUCAGAUAGCGAUACCAAAGCCGUUAUGUACACCGAUUCCACGGGUGCUGCAACUGUCAGGAUAGCCAUGCCAAACCACAUGCAGAGCAGUCUGAUUUUCCACUACAACUUGAAGUUUUACGACAGUGAUGGUGACAGUUUCGAAGGGGUGUCGUUGAAGAGGUUCGUCAUGCAGUCCGUAGUUGGCAACAUUGUCGCCUUCAGGGUGCACGCCCCCUGCAGCGGCGCCUUCCUAUUGGACAUAUUCGCGAACGCGGUAACGCCCAAGGAGUAUCUGACCGGGGAGCCCAUGAAGUUCAAGAGCGUUUGCAAGUUCAAAAUAUGCUGCGAGGACCUUCAAACGGUGAUGGUGCCGUUGCCUGACUGCGCCAGCGGGGAAUGGGGGCCCACCAAGGCGACCAGACUCUUCGGGUUGGUGCCCAUCACGCACCAGGAUGCCCUGGUUUUUGCGGGUAGAGAGUUGGAAAUCCAGUUCAGGAUGUCGCGUCAACUUACGGACUUCAUGGCUACCCUCCACAAAAAUGGAGUGGAAGAGAAACGUUUGUCGAAGUUCGUGAGUCACCACAUAAGCGACGACAUAGUCAUUUUCAACAUCAGCUUCCCCGAAGAGGGCCAGUACGGUUUGGACAUCUACACCAGGGAGAUGGCCUCAAGUUUGGACACCCCUGGCGAGAAACACCUCCUAACGCAUUGUUGCAAGUAUCUGAUAAAUUCUUCAAAGCGUAAUUGAUGAACUUUUCCGUAGUUUUAAGCAUCAUAAUCACCAAACAGAGAGGUCUUCCUUCGAUAGUUCGAGAGUAUAAAUAUUGAUUUGUUAAUAUUUUUUUUGAGUGCUUCCUUGAGUUUAUCGUUAAAAUUGGCUAAUUUAUUGAUACAUCGCUUGAUCUUGUGGAAUUCCAAAAAUAAUGUUGAUUGGAAAUUGAACAAUCAGUAACUCUUCUUUCAUUGAACUAAAAGCAGGUGACACUAGCAUGAACUUGAAAUUGUUGCUUGUCUCAAUUGUUACAAGAUUUAUUCGAUAACACCUUUUAAUUAUAGUCUUUUUCAUUUCUUUAAAAUUUUUUACCUUAUUUUCAUCCGAUUAAUCAGUUAGAUUAUUUGUGAUACUAAGUUUAUUGUUCAUAUUUUUUCUUUUCAUCUAAUUAUUAUAUUUUUGGCAUCAUCUUCAAAUUAGUAACUUUAGAUUGAAUAACAUUGUUCGUUUAAAAAACUGUUGACCACAACCACUAGUAGAGUUUUUAAUAUUAUUGAGUGCAAUAAAAACAGAGAGAUAUUAUUUUGAUAUGAGCUUGUUCUAAAUUUUGUCCUUUAAGUGUUUAAAACGUAUUUAUUGAGUCUUUAAAAUAUAAUAUAUGCAUGUUAUCGAAUUGUUACAUUGAACAAAUGUUUAUUUACAAUUAGGGGAACUUAUAUUGUAAUUAUGAAAUUAGUUCCGUUGACUUUAUAACUAUAUAUAUACAAAUAUAAUUUAUUCAUUC
Messenger RNA from Harmonia axyridis, 3632 nucleotides. RefSeq names its product hillarin (gene Hil). The coding region runs from base 383 to 2884 and encodes 833 amino acids. The transcript has 13 exons. The record is from RefSeq and is a predicted model, not a curated record. Lineage: Eukaryota; Metazoa; Arthropoda; Insecta; Coleoptera; Coccinellidae.